Molecule: messenger RNA, 1507 nt
Organism: Kickxella alabastrina
Lineage: Eukaryota; Fungi; Kickxellomycota; Kickxellomycetes; Kickxellales; Kickxellaceae
Product: glycosyl hydrolases family 18-domain-containing protein
Exons: 2
Coding region: 119-1507 (462 amino acids)
Biological process (GO): chitin catabolic process; carbohydrate metabolic process
Cellular component (GO): extracellular region
Molecular function (GO): chitin binding; chitinase activity
Source: RefSeq, a predicted model, not a curated record
UAUCAUACUUUUUGACACAUAUUAUAACCUGCUCUAUAAUCUUGCCUUUGAAAUAUUAUUUUGAUAAUUCCUCGCCUUUCCACCUAUAAUUUAAACAAUUUCAAUAUCCUUAUAAACAAUGCGAGUUUUAUGCGCAUCACGGUAUAGCACAGUGCUGGCCAGUGCAGCGUUGGUUUCAGGGAGCAUAAUUGCUGGUUAUGCACCCGGCUGGAAGGAUCUAAACAGUGUGGACGUUUCAAAGUUUACGCACAUCAAUCUUGCAUACGCGGAGCCUCAGGCCAACGGGUCAUUCACUUUUGAAGCCAGCUACGACAUUGGCGAGUUUUCUGACAAGGUGCACAAAGCCGGCUCGCGCGCAAUCUUGGCAGUGGGCGGCUACUUGGGCUCGAUACACGUAUCAGACGUGCUUAAAAACUCUGACAACCGCAACCGGAUGAUUAGCACCAUUGUAAGCUAUAUCCGGGAUAGCCGCCUUGACGGCGUGGACAUUGACUGGGUUGGCAGCGAGUGCAACAAGGCUGACUUACAAAACGACGCCUCUAAUCUGCUAAUUUUAGUGCGCGAGCUGCGCCAAGCACUAAAUUAUUCAUUUGGACCAGACAGCAAAAAGGUCAUUGCCCUUGGCGUGGGUAUGAGCCCGUUUGCCGGUCCCAACGGCCCACUCAGUGAUGUGUCGGAGUACGCAAAGUGGGUCGACUACAUCAAUAUCCUGUCCUAUGACGUCAACAGUCCACAUAGCAGCACAACUGGGCCCAACUCUCCGCUCAAUUACGAGUAUGGCCGUGGGGCGCAGUACUCUCUCAUUUCUGCUAUUGACAGCUGGACCGCUGCAAAGUUCCCAGUCAACCAGAUCAUUGCAGGAAUAUCCUUCUAUGGCCGAUCAUCAAAGUCCACUGUUGACAUGUCGACGCAGCCGUGGAACGUGUACCAGCCACAGGAAAGUGAGAUCCCCAGGGGCGAUGAGGAUGAUGGCUUGUGGGUCGAUCGGUGCACUAACAAGCCGGCGAGCUAUUCAGGAAUAUGGUCAUACAAGAACUUGCGCAAGCAGGGCGUGCUGCAGUCUUUAGAGCUUGCGACAACCCCCUGGCAGCGCAACUGGGAUAGCCUAUCGCUGACACCGUGGGUAUUCAACCCAAGCAGCAAGGUAUUUAUAUCCUAUGAUGAUCCGACAAGCAUUGCGGCAAAGGCCAGCUAUGCUCUGGGCAAAGGACUCGGUGGAGUGUCAAUUUACGACAUCACAAUGGACUACAAUAAUGAGCUGAUAUCGGCAAUUACCAAUAUAAUCCAGCCCGAACCGCCACGCAACAACGCAGAUGUAAAUCAAUCAUGGGCGCAGCCGCAACCGCCGUCCAUUAUGCCUACACCACCAUUGGCAGUGCCCAACGAGUCUAUUGGCUGGCCAUCAGGCAGCAUCAGUAUUGCAGUAGCGUUCAAAGCACAGAUGUGCGAAAUGGUGCAAGCUGUGGUUCAGCAACAGUUUACAGGUGUAUUGAGAGCGAUGGCAUGA